Effrenium voratum is the source of this 1871-nucleotide messenger RNA. The record is from the annotation of a GenBank genome assembly. NCBI's taxonomy places the organism in Eukaryota, Dinophyceae, Suessiales, Symbiodiniaceae.
AGGCUGUCUGGGUCUGCGUGUUGCACGGCGAGGGGCCGGAAGCGGAUGUCUAGGCCAGCGAGGCCACUUCGUGCCCAUCGAUGAGCAGUCCUACAUCCCUGUACCACCAGAGGUUUUGUGGAGCAAGCUGAGAGAGCGUUUGCCGUCCGAUGAGGAUGAGGCGAAAGAGUGGGACAAUCUUUGCUCAGCACUGCAAGAGCGCGUGCAUGCGGAGCUGCGGCCUCUGCGGAUGAGCCUCCGUGACGCCUACCAGCCCUUCGAUCCGGCCAGAAGGCGCUGGGUGGGCGCUUGGCCCCUGCCAGACAAGGAAGAGCACUUUGCGAGGGAGUUCCUGCGGGCCGCCUCGCUGGCGGGCUUCACGCCCCUCUCCCGCUUCGACUUGGAGAAGACCCGGGAGCUGAAGGCGGACCUCUUGUCGUUGCCUGUGACCAUCAACUGGGACCACCUGGACAGCCGCUGGAUCGAGUCGCUGCUCAAAGCCGAGGAGUCGCUGCCGGAGGCGCUGAGCGACUUCGGGGGCUACGUGCUGGCGCUGAAGCGGGGCCUCGCGGUCGAGCGGCGCAGCGGGCGGUGGCUCAUGCAGAAGCUGGAGUGCUUGCAAUCCCAGUGGCUGCUUAGAGUGGGAAGCCUUCUGCAGUCCCUGUUGCAGGGUUUCAUCCACCUUUCCGCCAAGGCCUGGAACCACGCCCUGCCAGCCGCCAGGGACUGGGCGGAGACGCGGCACGCGGCCGCCUUCAAGCAGACAGCCAGGCUGCUGCGCGCGGCAGGGCGCCAAGGCGCGCAGCUGGCGCCCUUGGCGCGGGAGGCCAUGCGGAGCUUGCGGAUGCGCAUCUCUGGCACCCAAGUACUGCGUCGGCUUCAGCCCAACUCCUACCGCUACGCCCAGUGGAUGUUCGGGGACGUCUUCAAGAAGCGGCUCUCCACGGAGCGCGCGGCGCUGAUCGAGCGCCUGGCCAGGGCCUGGGAGCAGGAGGUGACGCUGCGGGGCCGCUAUCACAAGCCCAUGGCCUCGGAGCUGGGCCGUUCCGCGCUGGAGUCAGGGAACUUUCUGGAGCGAGUCAGCGUGGAGCACCUGCCGGUGAGCCUCGGCUCCCUGCUGGCGCCCGCGGAACUCCAGGAGCCCCAGUUCCAGGAGAUCCUGAUCGUCUACCGCCUUGGAGGGGGCGACGCAGAUGCACCGCGCCCACCCCCACGCCGGGAGAUCUGCAUCCGCCGCUUCUUUGAGGUAGCGAUGAAGGACAUCAAGCUGGUGCUACCCCAAGAGGCCUGGCGAGUGCGGGGCCGACCGCUGGACAUGAUCAGGGCGGAUCUCAUCACCAUGGUGGGCAUUUUGGGGGUGCUGCUGCAUCUCUUCGGUGACGCCAACAAGUGGCUGGCUUUGGUGCCAGCCAUCACGUUGCUCAGCGUCCGAACCUUUUCCAACUACCGCAGAGUGGGCGUUGGAUCGAAGUCCCGAGUCUCCUCCAUGCUCUUCGACCGCUGCUUGGACAAGGACGCCGCGCUGAUGCGGCUGCUGCCCGACGCCGCGGAGGCGCAGGUCUUCGCGGAGUGCGUUCUGACUUAUUGGGCGCUGAUUGCAGCCUCCGCAGAGAGGCAUGAUGAGCCCAAGCCGACCAUCGGCAAGGAGGAGCUCACGUGGCGCGGCGCGGAGGUGGUGGCCGAGCUGGUGGAGGAGGUUGACCUUCCGAGGGCUGGCAUCAGUCCCAACUUCGACGGAGCGCUGAAGCGUCUUGUGCGCUGGGGCCUGAUCCAGGCGGAGAAAGAUGGGUUCUGCCUGACCGCAUCCAGGCACUUGGCCUCAGCCACCGCGAAGUUGCGAAGGGCACGCAGAGGCGACAUCCUCUGGGAGGGGCUCUGAAGCGAGCGGCGAG